CACAUUUUCACGGACACCACGAGCGUAGCAUCUACAAUAGCCAAACCGCGCCAACAAGAGCCAGCAGGAGAGUUCGAUCGGUCUGUAUGGUAGUGUACACGGCACGGUCUCGAACGAAUCGAGUUCACUUUAGCUUCAGUCGGCGGUUGACAUUCGAGCGGAUGAGUUUGGGUUGGAGUUUCCCGGCAGCUUUUUCUUCCAAAGUGUCUGCACCAGCUUAAGUGGUGAAAAGUGAAAAAUCGGUACCAAACCUUAGAGCUAGGAAAAAUUGUUCUAUCCGAAUCGGGUUGAGUAGAGUGUACCUUGAAAGAUCGACUGUUUUGGAGUGGGUGGCAAAAUCGGAGCUUCAUAUUGGUUCAAAGAGCCGGGUUUUCGAGUUACUAGCCGAAGGCAGCACUGAACGAUGAGCAACAAUGGCCCAGGGGUUACGAACCCCAUGUUGUAUGAUCCCCCGGAGGGUCAGGCGUCCAAUAGUAAGCUGAUGCAGUUUGUGGCCGGAGUAGGAGUUUCGAUAGCGGCCAUCAGUGCGGGUACUGCUCUUGGCUGGACCUCUCCAGUUCUACCACAGCUAGCGCUAAGCAAUUCGUCGGUAGCGGGCGGCGAUGGCAACGACACCUCUGAUGAUUCGAGUUUUUAUCUGACAUCGGAUCAAGGAUCAUGGGUUGGCUCUUUUUUGGCGGUAGGUGCCUUUUUUGGUGCACUUCCGACUGGCUUUCUGGCAGAGAAAAUUGGCCGCAAGUACACCACUAUGUCACUAGCACUACCAUACCUGGUCAGUUGGGCCCUCAUAAUUUUUGCCACAAGUGCAGAAAUGUUAUACGCGGGAAGAUUCCUCAUCGGUAUUGCGACUGGUGCUAGCUGCGUGGUUGCUCCUAUGUUCAUCUCGGAAAUUGCCGAAACGUCCAUCCGCGGAGCUUUGGGUGCCUUCUUUCAGCUGUUUCUCACCGUUGGCAUUCUUUUCGUGUACGCCAUCGGUCCGUACGUAUCAUGGACUACGUUGAGCAUUUUGUGCGCUAUUUUCCCAGUACUAUUGAUUGUCGCCAUGCUUAUCGUGCCAGAGAGCCCUACAUAUCUUGUGAAACAGGGUCGGCGUAGCGACGCCGCUGUUGCACUCAAGUGGUUCUGGGGACCGAACUGCAAUACUCAAAAUGCGGUUGAAGCAAUACAGUCCGAUUUAGAUGACGUGAAGGGCGAGGCGAAAGUGUCGGAUUUAUUCACGAAAGUUACCAAUCGGAAUGCACUGUUCAUUGCAUUGUUACUAAUGUUUUUCCAGCAGUUUUCUGGCAUUAAUGCGGUCAUCUUUUACACUGUGCCAAUCUUCCAAUCUGCUGGGAGGACGAUGGAUCCAGCAAUUUGCGGCAUUGUAGUCGGAGUUGUCCAGGUAUUAAUGACAUUUGUCUCCUCGGUCCUGAUUGAUAAGGCUGGCCGUCGAAUUCUUUUGCUGCAAAGCAGCUUCAUCAUGGGCUCCUGCUUGAUUGUUCUUGGGGUAUACUUUAAACUGCAGAAUGAUAAAGCGGACGUAUCCGGAAUCGGAUGGCUUCCAUUGGCAUCGGUUGUGCUGUUCAUAGUCAGUUUUUCGCUCGGAUUCGGACCAAUUCCGUGGAUGAUGAUGGGUGAACUGUGUGCUCCGGAUGUAAAAGGACUUGCUUCGGCACUAACAGUAAUGUUCAAUUGGUCUCUGGUUUUCUUGGUUACUAAGACUUUCGGUACGAUGCAGGAGUAUUUGGGAUCAGAUUGGACAUUCUGGUUCUUUGGUUUUUGGAUGAUGGUUUGCACAUUAUACGUCUUCAUUAAAGUACCCGAAACCAAGGGCAAAACAAAUGCGGAAAUUCAAGCCAUUUUGAGCGGUAAGAACUAAAGCGCUAAAUGCAGAGCAGAGACUGGUAAUUGAACAUACACAAGCCAAUAGGGAUUUUACAUUGAGAGCGCUUUAUUUGUAAUGUAAGUGUUUAGUUUAGAGGUUAAAAAAAAAACAAUUUUGUACAUACUUAAAUUUUACGUUUAUAAGUGGCAAGUCAAUUCGGAUACAAUUAGCAGCAUCUUCCGCAGUGAAGGGCAAGAAUCGCUAAAUUUAUUUAUUGUUUUUUUAAUUUUUCGUUGUCGUUUGACGCAUGUGAAUUUUAAGGCCAAACACAAUAUUUGUGCUUGUUUUGUGUCUUUAGUGUUACGUGCAUGUAAUCAUCGGCUUGAUGAUGUGGCGUAUUUCCGCGAAUACUUUCAAAAGCAAAAGCGAAUAAUCCUGUACAACUAAUCAGUCCAGUUGAAAAGCAAAAUUAUUUCUAAUCGUUAUGUUUAGAGUUUACAAAUUUUAGGCAGAUUCAAAAUUAUAUAAUUCAAAUGCAAGUUAUACUACACUGGUAGCUAGCUUAAUGGGAAACAGUACAAUUAUAUUAGAAAAUCCACAAAACAGAGCAGCUUACUAAAUUAGUGUGAAAUUGUUCUACAAAGAUCCUUCCACAGAUUGGUCAUAUCAAUAACAACAUACACAGCCACAGUACCAAACUAAAAACAAUCAUUAUGUCUGUACUCAAGAAAUGAAAAAUACCUCCAAAAUAAAAAUCGAGAUUUUAUGUUCCGGAUCAUGCCUUCUGUUUAUCAGAUCGCAACGGUUUUCAACUUCUAACAUACCUUUAAUUAAGUGCCAUAUCACAACGAGUUAAAAGGGAUAUAGUUUCCUACAACAGAUAUCGUUCAGACAGGCUAUUUAUUACAGUAUACAGCUUCAAUUGAGUCAUUAACGAAAUUAGAAAAACAUAAGCUUGUUUGGUGCCGGUUUGAGAGGAAACAAUACGUACAUACGAUAUUGGAAUUUACUGAUAAUUGAUGGUAGAGUGGCGUCAAAAGUGUUAGGUGCGGCUCAAGUUUUCUACGAACGGAGAGAAAAUUAUCCGCAGAGAUGUGUCAGAUGAAAUUUCAGAAGAGUAAAAUUCAUUAUAUAUUGGCUCUGUUAUUGUAAGAGAAAGAAAAUAAAUAUAGGUGUGCGUGCUCCAUUACUUAUGCGUUUAACAUUUAUAGGCAGUUUAAAGUUCGCGCUUACUAGGGGACGAAUCUGAAAGUUUACUUCUGGUUAGUUCGGUGUACGCAAUUAACGUCGUUAAUAACUGAAGGUUCAAGAUUGAUUCCUUGUUCACUCGAAUACGAAUUUAAAAUUUCAGUUCCUAAAACAAGCAAUUGAAUUUAAAAGAUUCGUCUCCAUCCGAACUUUUUGCUGCUCCGAAAACUGAUUGAACAUCUCAAAAGUAUCGAUUCGAAAUGUUGGAGCGCAUAAAAACUUAGAACCCAAAAAAUUGACAUUCUAACUGAGAACUGUAGGUACGUGAAGGGCAUACGAGAAGAAAACAUUGUUAUUUAGAUUUGUUAUUGGAUAUACACUACACACAUAUACCCGCCAUAUGUACUAUGUAGAGUAAGAUAUUUGCAGGUCAGUGGACCGUGGAAAGUAAAACAGAAAUCAUUGACGUGAAAUAAAUGAUCAUGGAAGAUAAAGACUAA
Messenger RNA from Wyeomyia smithii (pitcher-plant mosquito), 3492 nucleotides. Its product is annotated as facilitated trehalose transporter Tret1. NCBI's taxonomy places the organism in Eukaryota, Metazoa, Arthropoda, Insecta, Diptera, Culicidae. The transcript has 6 exons. Gene Ontology annotation, molecular function: sugar transmembrane transporter activity. Bases 404 to 1858 code for a protein of 484 amino acids. The record is from RefSeq and is a predicted model, not a curated record. Gene Ontology annotation, cellular component: membrane. Gene Ontology annotation, biological process: carbohydrate transport; transmembrane transport.